Molecule: messenger RNA, 5642 nt
Organism: Sphaerodactylus townsendi
Lineage: Eukaryota; Metazoa; Chordata; Lepidosauria; Squamata; Sphaerodactylidae
Gene: MARCHF1
Product: membrane associated ring-CH-type finger 1
Exons: 10
Coding region: 1041-2630 (529 amino acids)
Biological process (GO): immune response; antigen processing and presentation of peptide antigen via MHC class II; protein polyubiquitination
Cellular component (GO): early endosome membrane; cytoplasm; late endosome membrane
Molecular function (GO): MHC protein binding; zinc ion binding; ubiquitin protein ligase activity
Source: RefSeq, a predicted model, not a curated record
CAGCUCGCCGCGCUUUCCAAGGGAGAAGCUUUCAGGCUCCAAAAUAGGAAGCUUAAACCGCCUUGCAGCCUCGCCGACUUCUUUAUGCAGCCCGCGCCAGGCGGUGCGGCUGCAGCAGCCUCCCGCUUGGGCUCUUGCGGGAAGGAAAGAAGGAGGCAGCUGGGAAAGAAAAACAGGGGAAGAGAGAAGCCGCUCCAAACAUAGGAGAGCCCGAGGAGCCAUAAAGGAAACGACUUUGGGUUGUUUUUUUAAAUCCAGGCCCAGCUUCGCCUUGGUUUCCAUGACAGUUAUUAGGUAACAGAGAAAUUGAAUUGUCUCCCACAAUGCUCUGGAGAAAGAAAGCGGUGGGGGGAGAGGUUGCUCCCGUGACAAAGCAGCGGAGUUCUGACUUGCAGUAACUCGCUCCAGUGAGCGUUUCAUACUCCCUGGAUUAUCGGCCUCUCUUCUCCUCCGCUCAAUUGAGGCUGGCGGCGGGGGUGGGGGGAAAUUCUUUUUUCUUUUCUUUUUUCCGAGGAAGGAAGACCUUGUGUUUUUCUCCCAGCUGCUUUGACGCGCUACACAUACACACAGGCGCGCGCGCGCACGCGCUAUUCUUUCUUUAAUCUAGCAGCAAAAGGAUAUGCGCAGUUAUCCAGGUGGGUUACUCGGCAGGAGCGAAGCUUGGAGACGUCCAAUCAGGCUCGGGCAACCUGCAGCCCUGUCAGAAUGCCUCUCCAACAGAUCUCGGUAGUCCCAGCGCGGGAGGCGGCCAGCAAUGGGAGAAGUUCAAUGCGAAGAAACAAAGAGAAGAACAAGGGAGUCGAGCAGUGUGGAUUAUAACUGUGAAGGAGGCCCAAGCAACUCCAGCAGUAUUUACAAAAAGUUCAAGUCGAUUUCAGCAAUUGGGACCACUUAAUGAGAAUUUCAGAAAUUGAAAAGGGAUAAGUGGAAGGAGAAAAUGUUGGGCUGGUGCCAAGCGAUAGCUCGUAAUCCUCACAGACUCCCAAACAGCACAAGAACCCCUGAGGUCUCAGGUGAUGCUUCACACAUUUCUGCCUUGAAUGAUAAAUCUCCAGGCCGCUCAACAAGUCGGUCAAGUAACAUUUCAAAGUGUUUCUGAUGAUGUUAUCUACCUGAAGUGCCAGAGAUCAGCAGCGUCCCAUAGCAUCUUACAGACAAAAAAAAAGGCAAGCAGCCCUACCACUGGAACAGCUCCCAGGAGCCAAUCUCGGUUAUCGGUAUGCCCUUCUACUCAGGACAUCUGUAGAUCUCCAGCCUUGCAUGACAUUUCAGAAGAGAAGUUUGAAACCUCAGUCACAAUGCUGACUUCUGCUCGUAAAGAGCCUGGUAAGAAACAGUUGAAACGAAGGGUUAGGCGGCGAAAGGAGGCUGAAGAGACCAGUAAACAUGCAGAAAAGCAAAAAGAAGAAAAAGAUGGCUAUGUGCCCACCAAAAUUACAAAUACUAGGUGGAACCAUUUGUGUAAUGCAUCAUCUGAUUCAUCAACUUCAGAUGAGAAUGCCUGGGCCCUGGUUAGAAAGAGAGAAAGAGCCAAAAUGCUCAAAAGAACAAGGAAAAGGAAUAGCUCAAACACUCAACAAAAUGGCUCUUCCAAUAAGGACACCACUGAACUUGUUGCUGUGCAGACAAAUGGGGAAGAGAAGAAAGAAACAGCUGAGCCUGAAGAUCCCAUUUUAAAUCACCAGCAGGGCAAGACUUCAAGGUGGAAAGAAACCAGCCACCCCCCGUCAUCAGUAUCCUCUGUGGAGGCAAGAAAAUCCUUGAGACAGUGUGGAAAAAACAAGUUCAAGAACAACCACAAGGAUCCUGAGACUUCAGAUUACAUUAGGCAAGACAGACAAAUCAAAGAAGAAUGUGUUUCAGAGAGAGUCUCAGGCAGUGAUGCUCUAUCAGUUCCGGGAAAUGGAAUACCUGUUGGGACAAGACCUGCUGGGGCCACUGCAGCUCAGAAACCCCCUGUGUUGUAUGAUGACUGGUCUGAUGAUAUCUCAGAGUGCAGGAUCUGUCAUUGUGAGGGAGAUGACGAAAACCCCCUCAUCACACCAUGUCGCUGCACAGGGACUCUACGUUUUGUUCAUCAGGCCUGCCUGCAUCAGUGGAUUAAGAGCUCAGACACACGAUGCUGUGAACUCUGCAAGUACGACUUUAUAAUGGAGACCAAGCUCAAACCUCUUCGAAAGUGGGAAAAACUACAAAUGACAACAAGUGAGAGAAGGAAGAUAGUCUGCUCAGUCACAUUCCAUAUCAUUGCUAUUACCUGCGUAGUUUGGUCAUUGUAUGUUUUAAUAGAUCGGACUGCUGAGGAAAUUAAACAAGGCAAUGACAAUGGUGUCCUGGAGUGGCCAUUUUGGACAAAACUGGUUGUGGUGGCCAUUGGAUUCACCGGUGGCCUCGUGUUCAUGUACGUACAAUGUAAAGUGUAUAUUCAGCUGUGGCGAAGGCUGAAGGCUUAUAAUCGAGUGAUAUUUGUUCAAAACUGUCCAGACACUUCUAAAAAAAUAGAGGAGAAAAAUUUUUCCUCUGUUCAGAACACUGAAAUCAAAGACGCUGUGGUGGUGCCAGUGACACAGACAACUACAAACUCUCAGCAAUCAGGAGAAGAAACUGCUUCUGACGUCAUGCCAGUUUGAUGGAAAUGGCAUUUCCCCCCCUUCACUUAAGAACAAAGCAACGUGCUUUCUCCUAUUCAGCCACAGGAAAGGGCAAAACCGCUAAGAAUUUUUUAAUGAAGAGCAAACAGAAAAAUAACCAGGAAAAUGGAUGAGAAGAAAUUACACAUUACCUCUGGAAUGCAUAUUGUGAAGUAAUUUUGCACCUUUCUGGCUAAGCACAGUGGAAAUGAAGAAAUUAUAGCAGAGACCCAGCCUGACAGGCAAACAUAGCAGCACCAUUAUCAGUGGCUGAAAAGAACUGCCCUUGGACAUGUUACAGGUGUUUUGUUUACAGGGCAGGGGAACCCUUAUGUAUUUGCUACUAUGGUCUUUUGCUAAUUAUCAUACUCUUGAACACACACUUUAAAACAAUUUUUAAAAGUAUUAACCCUUAAAAUCAUAUAAGAGAGAACAUGCAUCAUAGCACAAAUUAAUGCUGAGGUGGUUUACCCAUAGCAUCUAUGGUUUCGAAGAGGUGUAAAAGAAGACCAUUGCUAAAGUAAUAACUUUAAAAAUAGAUUUAAAAAUGGAGAAUUUGCAGCUUAAUGCCAUUGAAAACAUUUUACUUGGCCCACAGUAAGCAGAUGUUUUGCCUCAAGGCUUCUUUGCAGGGUGCUAUAUUCCUCUGGAAUAGCAGCUCAGCUACAGUUUAAAGAAAUGAAGGAACUUUUUAAAAAAACCCAUGCUAAAAUUAUUUUGCAACAAGGCAAUGUGUUUUAUGGUUAGAGGCAAUUAUAAAGCAGAGGGCUACUUUAGUUCACUGCAAGAUUGUAAUGCUAUUUCGAUACUUAUUUAUUAGUGUAUGAAAUAUGCAAAGGGUGGGAGAAGUCUGUUCUUUUGUUUUAAGAAGUCAGGAUAGAACAGAAACGGAGAAGUCUUGAAAGAGUCAAUGUAGGCAGUAUUAUCAUUAUGCCAGUAUUGCUUUUAUCAAUUAAGAGACCACUGGAUACAUGUGGUAUCUUCUAUCUAUACAGGGGGUAAUUGAGCCAAGGGUUCAGUAGUUCAAUUGAUCAUAUUGUGUUCAGUAUUUUUAUGUAAAACUGAAAUGUGACUAAUAAACAAAUGCAGCAGAUGCAUGCCAGUAUAAUGAUGUGCCCAGCAGGAAUAAUUGAUGCAAAAACAGGUAUUGGCAUCCCCUUUCAGAAAUACCCUGUUUCCCCGAAUAUAAGACUUCCCCUGAAAAUAAGACGUAGUAGAGGUUUUGCUGAAGUGUGAAAUAUAAGGCAUCCCCCAAAAGUAAGACGAAGCAAAGUUUUUGUUUGGAAGCAUGCCCGCCGAACAGAACCCAGAAAAAUAAGACAUCCCCUGAAAAUAAGACAUAGCGCAUCUUUGGGAGCAAAAAUUAAUAUAAAACACUGUCUUAUUUUCGGGAAAACACGGUAUGUACCUAAAGAUGUCUAAAUCAGAUGUCUAAAUUUCUCCUAAAGAGAAAAAGGUCAGACUUAUAUACCACUGUUAAUGCUUGUUGAAUGUAUUGUGAGUUGUGCCUAAGUAAUGUGAGUAAUACAAGGACAGUGUUACCUGUAAUGGGGAGAGAUUUAUGCUGGCAAUUGAUUAAACGAAGUUAUUGCAAAUGACUACAUGUCAUGCUGAAAAUUCUAAACCCUCAAUAAGUUCUUGGUCCUGAAAAGAUAUGAUGCAGCCAGCAAAUAGGAGAAAAGUCAAUGGGUGUUUUCCCACAUAUGUCUGUGGAUGGUGACUCCAAUUGUCAUCUUAGAAUCCUGACUCAGGUUAAAAAGGUACUAACUAUAAGUUUAAUAUUAAGGCAGAUUUAACAAGAAUUUAAAAAGUGUCGGAGAUCAUCAUUGCGUAGAAACUGUAUAACUGACCUGUCAUGAGCAAACAUGGUUAAUCACAAGCUCAAACUAUUCAUAAGGUUCAGAAUAAAAAACAAACAGAUGAAACAGGAAUGGGAUUAUACAGUUCAGAUCACUAUUAAAUUGGAUGGUUUGUGACAAUAACUGGCUUUGGGGGUAUUUCUAUGUGAGCAUUGUGACUAAAACUUUGUUUUACUUGGACAGCCUGAUUGUAGCACAAGAGUGAGAGUGUAAAGUAGUGACCGGACAUCAAAGAUGCAAUCCAAUUAACUUACAAUAUAAAAGUGUAUUCAGACCAUCAGUUUUUUAAAUGAUAAUUUUGGCCGUCAACACAAGAGUUUAGAUAAAAUAGGUUUCGCGUACAAUGUGUUUAGCUUGAAGGGCCCAUGCCUUUGGAGAAAGUCGAAACCUGAUUUCUAAUUAAUUUUCCAAUACAAUAAUGUAUUGGAGGAAUUCAAAAUAAAACCUUGUACCAAGGGGUCUCAUCUUAUGUUUGCUGCAUAUCACCAGGUACUGCAAAAAUUGUCCAAAAAGGAAUCAGAGGGGACUUUGAGAAUCAGUAUGCCAACCUACAAUCUCCAUGAGAAGUUAGCUUCCCUUUGCUGCUUUGGUUUUUUAAAAAUAAUACAUUAUUCAGUUUGCUGCUUCUGAAACUCAACACAGGUGUAGCUAAAGCAUCUUUGAACAAAUUGCAAACACUUAAAAGAAAUAAAGAUACCAGUUGUUAAACCAAUUGCAAAACUACAUCUUUUGUAGCCCCAGUUAUGGAGAUCUACCAUUAGACAUAUCAGAAGCUACAACUGGCACAGGUGUUGAAAGUAUACAAUUUCACAGUAUAAAAAGUAUAAAAAGACAGUGUUAAGGCAAAAUUAUUUCUAAGAAAUGCUCUACAGAGCUUCAAAGCACAUGUCCACACACAUCCCCAUCACCAAAUUAGCUGUCAAAUUCGGAUCCUUGCACAGCAAGGCAAUCUAUGAUGCAAAAUAUUUUUCUGUGUAUGAUUGUUGGACCUACGAGUUUUGUUACUUGUUUUAACUGGUUCUUUCGCAAAAAAAAGCUUAGAUGCUUUUGUGGGUGGCUUAUGUAUUAAAAGAUAUUUGGGGUGGGAAGGAAACGUAAUAUAAACUACUAAUUGUUGUGGAAAAAUGUAUUUGUAUUAAACAGAUGCCACAAA